This is a messenger RNA of Cylindrotheca closterium, 1377 nucleotides long. The record is from the annotation of a GenBank genome assembly. NCBI's taxonomy places the organism in Eukaryota, Bacillariophyta, Bacillariophyceae, Bacillariales, Bacillariaceae.
AUGCCGGAAGAAGAAAAGAAGGACUCCAUUGUCAAUGGUGAAGAAGAAGAAGACGAGGACGAAGUGAACGGCGAAGGAAAUGCCGAUGCAGGAGGAGCCAAAAAGAAAAAGAAGAAAAAGAAAAAGAAGAAAAAGGGUGGAGGUAAUGCAGUUCCACUAGCUGAAAAGAAGGAACCCUCGGAGAAACCUCCUCAUCGUGGACUACUUCCCACAGCCUUUACUGAUGCUCACGUCAAAUAUGGUCAAACCAAUCCUCCCACCAUUCCUGUGGCAGACGUCUUUCGUGGAUUCGAGUUCCCCAAGGGAGAAAUUCAGAACUAUGCCUUGGAAUCUCAAUCUUACCGCGAAACAUCAGCCGAAUGUCGGGCCCGUGAUCGAUUGAACGAAGAUGUCUACAAAAAGUGCCGCGAGGGAGCUGAGAUUCACCGUCAAGUCCGAAACUUUGCCCAAUCGUUGGCCAAGCCUGGAAUCAAGUUGAUUGACAUGUGUACCCAAUUGGAGAACAAGAAUCGUGAACUCUGCCGUGAAGCUGGAUUGGAACGAGGAAUUGCCUUUCCAACUGGCUGUAGUUUGAAUCAUGUCGCAGCUCACUACACUCCCAAUAAUGGUGAUGAUACCGUCCUUGGCUUUGAUGAUGUCAUGAAGGUGGAUUUCGGAGUCCAGAUUGAUGGACGAAUCAUUGACAGUGCUUGGACCUGUAGUUUCAAUCCUCGCUACGACCCUCUCUUGGAGUCUGUGAAGGAAGCUACCAACACUGGUGUUGCCACUGCUGGUAUCGAUGUUAGAUUGUGUGACAUUGGAGAAGCCAUCCAAGAAGUCAUGGAAUCUUACGAGGUUGAAUUGGAUGGAACUACUUAUCCUGUCAAGUGCAUUCGGAACUUGAAUGGUCACUCGAUUGAUCAAUACCAAAUUCAUGCUGGAAAAUCUGUUCCCAUUGUCAAGGGUGGAUGCGAAGAGUCCUUGAUCAUGGAAGAAGGUGAAAUCUAUGCCAUUGAGACCUUUGGAUCGACUGGUCGUGGUUAUGUGGUGGAAGACAUGGAAUGCAGUCACUACAUGAAGCGUUUUGACUGCCCUCACGUUCCAUUGCGUAUGCAAUCGUCGAAGCGCUUGUUGGCUCACAUCAACAAGACCUUUGGUACCUUGGCAUUCUGCCGUCGAUGGUUGGAACGUGAUGACGGUGGUUCGGCUACUGUGAAUGGACAAGAAGGAAAGCAAGAGAAAUACAUGGGAGCAUUGAAGAAUUUGUGUGAUGUUGGUAUCAUCACUCCAUACCCUCCACUUUGUGAUACCAAGGGAUGCUACACGGCACAGUAUGAACACACUAUCAUGAUGAGACCAACAUGCAAGGAAGUGGUUAGUCGCGGUGACGAUUACUAA